AUGCUGGGGCUCGGGCGGGUAGCUGGGGCUCGGUUUAGUAUCGAGGGACAGGACAACCCACGUCUCCAGCCAUACACGUUCCAGCUCCCAUGUGCGAUGCAUCAUGCCGCCAGGGGUCUGAGCUCCGGGCCGAAUAGCAUGCGGCUCCCCAACUCUAAUCACAUCGCCUGUCGGUGUGCCUGGGAGCAGUCAGCAGUCAGCAGUGAGCACUACAUACGACGAGAUGCGACCAUUAUUGCCACGGGCACAGGCCGCCUGCACUCGACGGACGACCCUGGGCCGUGCACAGAACAUGGCAUGCUCGUGGAGUCAUCAUGGUACAGCCGUACAGUACAGGAGAUCAUGGAGCAGCCAUCCACUCACCAUGUAUACGGCAGCGGCGCAUAUACGCUCGCUCGAGGCCGUCUGACUGCAUGGCGUCCGCCCGGCGUCCAGGUGGCCAGGCCAGGCCAGGCUAGAAUAGGUGGCGCGGUGCUCCAACUGCACGCGAAAUGCACUCCACAAUAUUGCGGUAUUCAGAAGUGCGCGCCAUGCGCGGAGACCUCGUGA
Molecule: messenger RNA, 549 nt
Organism: Pseudocercospora fijiensis CIRAD86
Lineage: Eukaryota; Fungi; Ascomycota; Dothideomycetes; Mycosphaerellales; Mycosphaerellaceae
Exons: 6
Coding region: 1-549 (182 amino acids)
Source: RefSeq, a predicted model, not a curated record